Gilbertella persicaria is the source of this 840-nucleotide messenger RNA. RefSeq lists its product as uncharacterized. Lineage: Eukaryota; Fungi; Mucoromycota; Mucoromycetes; Mucorales; Choanephoraceae. Gene Ontology annotation, biological process: long-chain fatty-acyl-CoA metabolic process; long-chain fatty acid metabolic process. The transcript is spliced from 3 exons. Gene Ontology annotation, molecular function: long-chain fatty acid-CoA ligase activity. Gene Ontology annotation, cellular component: plasma membrane; endoplasmic reticulum; lipid droplet. The annotation marks the transcript as partial. The record is from RefSeq and is a predicted model, not a curated record.
AAAAAAAGAUUAUAUUUCUUCUAAAUUCUUUAUGUUACAAGACAAAUUCUCUAUUCCUAUUGCCGAAGCUCUUGCAGGCGAAGGUCCUGUGCACCGCUCUAUUCUUUCACCCAACACACUUAUUACUACGCCUGCACAAGGUGUUGAAACUCUUUAUGACGUUCUUCAAUAUGCUUCAGUUCAGUUCCCUCAUCGCAACGCUUUUGGUUACCGAAAACUUCAAGAUACUAUUACUCAAACAAAACAAGUAACGAAAAUUGUCAAUGGAAAAGAAAAGAAAGAGGACAAGACAUGGACCUAUUUUGAGUUAAGUCCAUAUUACUACUACUCGUAUGCUCAGGUAGCAGAAAAGACAAAGGCCUUGGGUGCAGGUCUUGUUCAACUCGGUUUAAGAAAAGGGAGUAAAGUGCAAAUUUCAGCUUCAACAAGUGUUGAGUGGAUGUUGAUGGCACACGGCGCAUUUAGUCAAGCAAUGACCAUUGUCACAGCCUAUGAUACACUCGGGCCAGAAGGCCUUCAACAUUCAAUUACAGAAUCAGAAGCAAACCUCUGCUUUAUGAAUAGUGAUCAACUUUCGACUCUCUCCAAAAUCUUACCAGGCUGUCCUUCGAUUGAUUCAGUGAUCUAUAGAGGAGAGGCCACAUCCGAACAUUUGGAUGCUAUAAAAGCCUCUGGUCAAAUCAAGCACAUCAUGUCGUUUGAACAGCUUGAAGAGCUUGGUCAUCAACAUCCUAUCAGUCCAGUCAAACCUCAAUCUUCUGAACUGUGCUGUAUCAUGUACACAAGUGGAAGCACAGGUAAUCCUAAGGGAGUCAUGUUGACCCAUGGAAAUGUAGUAGG